This is a messenger RNA of Chrysemys picta bellii (western painted turtle), 2122 nucleotides long. Its product is annotated as zinc finger protein 835-like. Lineage: Eukaryota; Metazoa; Chordata; Testudines; Emydidae. Gene Ontology annotation, biological process: regulation of transcription by RNA polymerase II. The record is from RefSeq and is a predicted model, not a curated record. Gene Ontology annotation, cellular component: nucleus. Gene Ontology annotation, molecular function: RNA polymerase II cis-regulatory region sequence-specific DNA binding; DNA-binding transcription factor activity, RNA polymerase II-specific.
GCCGGGCUGAGCGCGGGAGGGGCCGGGCGGCCGGAUGCGAUGCGAUGCGGGCGGAGCGCGCAGCCCGGCGGCCCUCAACCCGCUCCAGGGCAGCUCUGGGCUCGCUGCAGCCAGCCCGGUCCGUCCGCCCCUUCCCCCCACCUAGCUCGGGGGCGUGCACAGCUGCGGCCCGCGGGAUCUGCCCCGCCCCCAGCCAGCGCCGGGACAGCUGGGAUGGUGCGCUGGCGUUUCCUGGCUGUCUCGUCCAUGCCAGCCCCGAGUGGCAGAUGAACGCCAAGCCGGGUGGGUAUUUACUUGGAUCCCACCUGCUCUGUUUUCUCCCAGCAGGGCCCCAAUCCCGAUACUGGAUGGAGCGAGGGGAAGAGCUGCAAGUCCCAGAUCUCAGCAAAGAGGAGGAUGACGAGAGCUGGCCGGGCCCCCAAACAGGUGAGAGGCUGGCGAGCGUGGCUGGGGUAGAGGAUGCUGCACCGGGAAGGGGCAGCACCAGCACUGAUGUGGAGCCGGUGGGGGGAGCGUGGCACAAAGACCCUGCUGCGGGGGCAGAGGAGGCGGUGCCCGGAGGCAGGGCCAGGGUGGAGGAGGCCAUGCCGGGAGGUAGCGCUGAUGCAGAGCCGGCGCGGCACAGAGACCCCACCGUCAGGCGGCCCUUUAAAUGUGGCGAGUGUGGGAAGAGCUUCCGGCAGAGCGCCACGCUGACCAGACACCAGCUGCUGCAUGCGAGCGAGAGGCCCUACGUCUGCACCACCUGCAGCAAAGGCUUUUGCGAUGGCGCGGCGAUGGCCGCGCACCAACGGGCACACACGGGCGAGCGCCCCUUCCCCUGCCUGGCGUGCGGCAAGGCCUUUGCUGGCAGCUCGGCGCUGCUGGUGCAUCAGCGAGUGCACACCGGCGAGCGUCCCUACCACUGCGGGGAGUGCGGGCAGAGCUUCCGGCAGAGUGCCCACCUGACGCAGCACCAGCAGGGCGCCCCCACCAGCCUGCACCCCCACGCCUGCGCUCACUGCGGCAAGAGCUUCGGGCUGCGCUGCACGCUGGCACUGCACUUGCGGACGCACCGUGUCGAACAGCCCCACGCCUGCCCGGACUGCCCCCGCCGCUUCCACCACCGCGCCCACCUGCUCCGGCACCAGCUGGCGCACACGGGUGAACGCCCCUUCCCCUGCCCGGUCUGCGGCAAAGCCUUUGCCCUGAGCGCCACGUUGCUGCGGCACCAGCUGGUGCACACGGGCGAGCGCCCCCACCGCUGUGAGGAGUGCGGGCGCAGCUACACACAGAGCUCCUACUUGCGGCAGCACCAGCGCAGUGCCCACACCGGCCAGCGCCCCCACACCUGCCCUGACUGCGGCCAGGCCUUCGCCGACCGGGCCAACCUCCUGCGGCACCAGCGGGGCCACACGGACGCCCGGCCCCACACCUGCGCUGAGUGCGGGCGGCGCUUUGCCCAGCUGGCCAGCCUGGUGGAGCACCGCCGGCGGCACACGGGCGAGAAACCUCACGAGUGCCCCCGCUGCGGGCGCCGCUUCCGCCACCACUCGGCCCUGCUUCGCCACCAGCGCUCCCAUGCUGGGGAACGCCCCUUCCGCUGCGGGCAGUGUGGGCGUGGCUACACCCGCAGCUCCAACCUCCUGCUGCACCAGCGGGUGCAUGCUGCUGAGUGACAUCCCCUCCCCCAGGACAGCCACCGGCAUCCGGCGUCUCCCACACCCCCCAUGCUGGGAUUGGCCUGGCCUGGCCUGGCCUUGACCACAGUCCGCACUCUUGCAUGGCCACUCCCCGCCCACUGCCCAGGAAUGGGGGUGGCUGGACCCGUCCCGGUACUGAGUGUGAGUGAAGCUGCUGCCAGCAGUCAUGGUUCCUCCAGCCCUAGGUAGCAAACAUGGGGGCAGAGCUUCCUUCAGGGUGCGGCCCUGCUCAGGGGUGGGGCUCAGGGAAUGGGGGCUGUGCCCAGGCAGAGCCUGACCCCCUUUUGCUGGCUGGUGCUGCCCGGGCUGCUGCCCCAACACUCUAGCCCCUGCCGUGGGGCCCAGCCAAGCCAAAACCCACCCUGCAGCUGCUUAGCUGUGCGCGGGGCAGGGGAACAGAAGCAGGGGGACGCCAGCACUCAAUGCAGGCUGGUGGGAAA